Molecule: messenger RNA, 3635 nt
Organism: Microstroma glucosiphilum
Lineage: Eukaryota; Fungi; Basidiomycota; Exobasidiomycetes; Microstromatales; Microstromataceae
Exons: 1
Coding region: 141-3446 (1101 amino acids)
Biological process (GO): DNA-templated transcription; regulation of DNA-templated transcription
Molecular function (GO): DNA binding; zinc ion binding; DNA-binding transcription factor activity, RNA polymerase II-specific
Source: RefSeq, a predicted model, not a curated record
AUUGUAUCCGACAUCCAGGACGGUAGCAUCGCCUCAGCGCAGCCACUGGCAAAGGGCAAGCAAGCACCAUCGAUCAGGCACGCAGCCAGCUACGGCAACAGCCAUCUCCUCUCGCGCAUCGGCGUCGUCACCGUUGCGCCAUGGCACCCCCUACGCCUCCCGCUGCAUCUGUAUCCACCCCUGCCCAAGACUAUCAGACAUCCACAUCCUACACCAAUUCCUCCACUCCCUCUCGCGGCCCUCCACUGGCUGUCGCUUCCUCAUCUUCUUCUCCCUGGUCGCAUUGGUCUAGACCUCCGCAACAGGGUCCCUAUCCUUCGCACCACCACCUGCCUCCCAUCAGAGCCUCGCGCGACGGCGAAGCACACAACAGCUGGGCAGCUGCAUCUCCUUCAGCAGCCAGUGUCGUUUCCUCCCGAGGCGAAGAUCGUUCUCAUGGCGACGACGCCGGGCAAGACGACGAUGAGGAUUUUCGCUCCGGUUCAGGAAAGCAGUCUCCCUCCAAGAGGAACACUUCUGCAUCCAAUAAGCGUUCUCGGGUCCACUUCUCCUGUACCGAGUGUCAUCGUCGGAAGCAGAAGUGCAAUCGCCAGACGCCAUGCCAACACUGCAUCGCUCGCAAAGUGCCAGAUAGAUGCAAGACCUUCCAGCCUGGCCAGGAUGAGGCCAUGGACCUCACCGGCAGGGUCAACAAGCUUGAGAGGACCGUUGAGGAUGGCUUCGACAGGAUCAUGGCCAUGCUCAGUCGCCAGCAGAACGAUCAGGCUCGUUCACUACAGCCGCCCACCGGGUCGAAGGUGACAUCUUCGCAGCCUGUACGGACACGCCAUCCGACGUCCGGGAACGAGACUGCAGAUGAGGACGAGGCAAGCCAGGGAGCAGGGCUCAACGCCGCGGGCACUUUCCACGGCAGCGGCGCCACAAUGGCAAUGAAGAUCGACACCAUCCUUAGCGACGUUGGCGGCAAAGUGAGCGAUAAUGCCGUUCUCAGCAUGCCCAUGCGUAAGGUCGAGCCGGGCUGUCUCAACACCAAGAUGUGGGAGUACGGAGCAGGAGACAACGUCAGUGCUCCUCUGCUGGCUGCGUUGCCUGCCCCAGAUGUCUGUGAGAUCCUUCUUGCUCACUUCUGGAAGGAUCUCAAUUGGCUACGGCAUCCUCUCCCCGAAGGACUUGUCCGUCCCAUGAUUGAGGAGUUCCUUUCCAGCAAGGGAUCAAACGGAGAGUUUCCUCCAAUCUUGACGACGUCGAGCAUCAACGUCUAUGCAUGUCUGGCCCUCAUGCUUGCCAUUGCGUCGCUGAGCAUCGAGGACGACCGGUUACCUCGCGAAGCGGCCGCACGACGCUUGGCAGGCAGACGGCUAGAGCGGGCUGGACAGCAGGCUCUCAUGCUGAGUCAAGUACUGGGUAGAGACGACGUCGUUCAGAUCCUCAGCUUUGGUCUUGCAUGGAGAUUCCUGAUGAUCGACCGAAGGAUCAACGAAGCUUGGCGAUGCUCAGCUAGUGCCAUCCAAAGCGCGUAUUCUAUUGGUUUGCAUCGCGAUGGCAGCAAGCUCGGCUUACCGCAAAUGGAGACUGAUCUACGACGAGGCAUCUGGCAUUCGGUCCGGUUCGGUGAUGUCACCUUGGCAAUGAACCUGGGGAGACCCUCCAUUUCAGACCUCGGCAACGUCUUUUCCGAUACUCAGCAGCCUACAUCUGAAGGCAUGGACCACUGGUGGAAAUUCCAACGCCCCACGAGCCAUCCUAAUGCCAAGCCUGGGAUACCGCUGCCGAGCAUCCAUCAGUACACGGCGCAUCGCAACGAUCUUGCUCGCAUUGUGAGCAGAAUUGUGGAGAUCUACCAAAAGAUCGAGCCUCAUCAUUACUCCGACGUAACGGCGCUGGAUGCAGACAUAGCCAAGCUGCAGGAAGACCUGCCACACUACUAUAGAACGAAAAUCUGCCCCUCUGGAAAGGUAUCAUUUGAUGACAGUCUGGAUGAAGCAUUCGAUUUCCUGGUAGAGCAUCGCUUUCUGAUGCACAUGGAGAUCAACUACACCAGAAUCAAUCUACAUCGCUCCUAUCUCUUGCGGUCGGGAGUCAAAGGCCCAGGCGGUAGGCGCUUUGCGCCCUCGCGCCGUGCUUGUGUCGAGAGCGCGAUGCAGGAUUUGGCGAUGAGGGACGAAUUUGUCGAGAGCUUGAGGAAGAAGUACGGCAUGGGGAAAAUACCACUUUCUUACUACGUCCAGAUCGGCUCCUACUCUUGGUUUAAUUCCCUGCUCAUCGCCUCCAUCGCGGCGCUGCUCGACCCAACAAGUAUGCCAGAGUUGCCAGCGUUGAGGGAGCAAAUCAAGCGCUUCCUCAGCACGUACGAGAAGAGACAGACAGACGCGCGAGCUGCAGAAAUGAAGGAUGAUAUGAGGGACAGAGAGGCUUCCAUCAUCAAGAUGUUCUCGGAGGCCAUCGACAAGGUGGAGCAACAAAGAGGUAGCGGGAGAGAGCCUAGUGCGCCGAAGAAGCGGCGGUCCUUAGCUAUAGAAGAGAGCCGUGCAACAAAAAGGCGGCUUCAGGGGCAAGCCAGCGGCGACCUCAAGCAACUGGAUGCCGACGACGUCAAGGGAUCAUCGCCCGCGCCAGUAACGAGGGAGGAAGCAACAGCUGAUGUUCUGCUGGACUUGGGAAAACCCACUAACAACUCCAAGGGACCAUCGGCGUCGUCGCCCGUCCCCUCUGGGUUACCCUCACACGUCAGUGCAGACACUCCCCCCCUUUCAUCCUCCUCUCAACAACAGACUGGCUUCUCGUCCAGCCUCUCGACCAUCUCUGGAGACUCUCCUUCGUCUCGUGUGGUUGAUGACGCUCAGGCGGACCUCAAUGCUUGGUUCAAGAGAGAAUUUGCGGGGGGUUCUCUCGUCGACAACAGCCUCACCGAUCUUGGUCUUCCUGACGGCUCUCGGCCAGGAGCAGGUGGCGACAGCAGUCUACUGAACUCCCUUCUGGGCACAGGUGCUGGAGGCAGUGGAGGAUUCCCGGCGACUGGGAAUAAUCCUCCUUAUUCCGACUUUACUGGCGCCGGCAAUCAGCGCUCCACCUCGAGUCAAGGCAACGUACAGUGGGCAACCCUACCCCAACCUGCUUGGGGGAACAACGUUGGCAAUGCUUGGCCAUCGAACAUGCAGGGGCCGUCGAGUGCGAGCGUUGGCGCUUUCGGUGGCGCCAGCGGCCCGUCUUAUCUCGGUGGCACCGCUGUUCCUCGUCCGUCUGGAGAGCUACAGCCUGCCUUUGCCGUGGGCAACUCUCAGAAUGCCUUUCCACCUGGUGGUACUGGCGACAUAAUGGAUGAUUCAGGACGCAACGCAGCUGCAGGUGGAGGACUCGCUGGCGAGGGUAAUGCGCCCGGUGCAGGCGGAGAGACGAGCUUCGAUCCUGGAUUUUGGGCAGACUUGAUCAGCAAAAUCUCGAGGUAGGGGAGGGAGCUCUGAUGACUUCGAUCGAAACGGCUGGGCCGUGAGCAAGGGCCGGAGCUGUGGACGGACGACUGUGGCUGUGAUACCCUUGAGCUUGUUGACCUUGCUGCCGUCAUACCCAUCCCCAUGCUGUACACGCUCUAGUCUUUGCCUUGUGGCCCCCUCAAUUGUAGCCUUCGAUGUCUGAAC